UUAAGGCCGAGUCUGCUCAGUGUGUUCACGUAUUAUGAGGUUAGAUAUACGUUCGUUGUGGGCAAAACUGAUGAGAGUGCUCGAAGCGGAUCUGUUGGACAACAGCUGGUCUCAAAGCGCUCCUUGGAGUCUAUGUAUUCGCAAGUAGAAGAACCGCUGAGUGGACACCAGAAAAGACGAGUCAUGAUACUUAAGGGCGCCUUCGCCGUCAUAAUCCUGGCAGCUUUCACCUGCCACGGGCACCCUGUCAAGUCUGACACUCCGUUGGACAAGUCCGAUGAGAAGCUCUCCGUAGCUAACAACCACUUCGCUGUCGAGCUCCUCAAGCAUCUCGACUCCGGCAAGAACAUCUUCUUCUCACCAUACAGCGUUACGACAGCCUUGGCUAUGCUUCAUGCUGGCGCCAAGGGAGACACCAAAUCCGAACUCUCGGAAGGCCUCGGUUUUACAGCGGCAGGACUCGACGACGCCGACGUUCUGCAUGCCUUCGAGCACCGACGUCACCGUCUCCAAGCGGCCCAGAACAGCACCGUCUUGGACGAGGCCAACUCCAUUGUCACCCUUGACGGGUACCAACCUCUUGAAACUUACGUACAUGACCUGUCUUCCGCGUUCGACGCCGAACUUCGACAAGUCGACUUCGUGAACAAAGGCGGAGAAGCUGUGGAAGAUAUCAACGCCUGGGUUAAGGAGAAGACACAUGGCAAGAUCGAGAAGCUUCUGGAACAGGAACUUGGUGACGACACUCGUUUGGUUCUGCUGAAUGCAAUCUACUUCAAGGGACUUUGGAAGAACAGGUUCAACGAGAACGACACGCUUCCGUUGCCGUUCUACAACGGAGGGGUGGAAGAGAUCAACACGCCAACCAUGAUACUCACCACGAGACUGGCCCACGCCUCUGACGACGUCCUUGAGGCCGAUAUCGUUGAACUUCCGUACGAAGACUCUGCGUUCAGCCUGGUCGUCGUGCUUCCCAAAGAAAGGAACGGCAUUGAAGCCCUCAAGAAAGACCUGACUGCUGAAAAGCUUCACGACGCUUUGAGUAAAGCCUUCUUUAAGAAGGUUACCCUCACUCUUCCCAAGUUCAAGUUGGAAGGCAGUUACAAGUUGAAGGAGACCCUGCGUGACCUGGGCGUGAAGUCUGCGUUUGGCGACGCCGAUUUAUCUGGCAUUAACGGCGAGAAGGAUCUUCUGGUGGACAACGUCAUCCACAAGGCCGUGGUCGAAGUGAACGAGGAAGGAAGUGAGGCUGCGGGAGCAACAGCUGUAGUCAUAGUGACCCGCCUCGGCGCCGAGCCCAGCUAUGUGACCUCGGUCACAGUGGACCAUCCCUUCCUGUUCUUUAUCAGAGAUGCAAAGGCUGGGGAUAUCUUGUUCCUGGGGCAGGUGAACUCGCUUUAAUUGCCGUGAACUUGGCAAGGGUUCAUGGAAGAGCACCUCUACACUCGACUCGCUGACAAAGUAUUGUCCGAUUAUUGAACGGCAAGCCUUGAGUUGAGAAAUAUUUUAGUCUGAAUAAAAUGAUCUCUCUUUUACUCGCCUCACUCCAGGAUGCAAGGCCAGCACUAUCGUUAUGUCAUCCACGUUGGGUGGACCUUAUGUACAACCUUAAGUACUGGUGAUAAUAAAGUUGUAUUAUCGAACA
This is a messenger RNA of Ornithodoros turicata, 1645 nucleotides long. Its product is annotated as intracellular coagulation inhibitor 1-like. Gene Ontology annotation, molecular function: serine-type endopeptidase inhibitor activity. NCBI's taxonomy places the organism in Eukaryota, Metazoa, Arthropoda, Arachnida, Ixodida, Argasidae. The transcript is spliced from 3 exons. The coding region runs from base 133 to 1401 and encodes 422 amino acids. The record is from RefSeq and is a predicted model, not a curated record.